Messenger RNA from Balaenoptera acutorostrata (minke whale), 2315 nucleotides. RefSeq names its product armadillo repeat containing 7 (gene ARMC7). NCBI's taxonomy places the organism in Eukaryota, Metazoa, Chordata, Mammalia, Artiodactyla, Balaenopteridae. Gene Ontology annotation, molecular function: protein binding. The coding region runs from base 87 to 761 and encodes 224 amino acids. The transcript has 4 exons. The record is from RefSeq and is a predicted model, not a curated record.
CCGAGCCGAAAAUUAAGCCCAGCUGGGCGCUGCUCCUUCCUCCUACGGCGCGCGACUGCGUUUUUCUCUGCCGCGCCCCAAUUUGGAUGUUCACUCCCAACUGUUACGAGCCUCACCUUCCACACUCCCCUGCCCGUCCCCCGGGGUUCCUCCGCCGCCCGACCAUGGCCCAGAAGCCGAAGGUAGACCCCCACGUCGGCCGGCUGGGAUACCUGCAGGCGCUGGUCACGGAAUUCCAGGAGACCGAGAGCCAAGACGCCAAGGAGCAAGUACUGGCCAACCUCGCCAACUUCGCCUAUGACCCCAGUAACUACCAGUAUCUGCGGCAGCUGCAGGUCCUGGAUUUAUUCCUCGAUUCACUGUCGGAGGAGAAUGAGACCCUGGUGGAGUUUGCUAUUGGAGGCCUCUGCAACCUGUGCUCAGACAGGGCCAACAAGGAGCACAUCCUGCAGACUGGGGGUGUCCCACUCAUCAUCAACUGCCUGUCCAGUCCCAACGAGGAGACCGUGCUGUCCGCCGUCACCACGAUCAUGUACCUGAGCUCGCCGGGCUCCGGCUCCCACCCUGAGCUGACUGCUAUGCCCGUGGUCCAGUGCAUGCUGCGCUUCUCCCUCUCAGCCAACGCGAGGCUCCGGAACCUGGCCCAGAUCUUCCUGGAAGACUUCUGUUCCCCCGGCCAGCUGGCCGAAGCGCGCAGCUGGCGGGCUCACUCUGCCCUGGGGAUCCCACUGCCAAGGACCGAGGCCCCACAGCAGCCCUGAUCCAAGGAGCCCUCAGGCCGCGGCACCCGCACUGCCAGAGACAAUACCAAAAUCCCGGUGGGGACUCAGGAAGUGGGAGCAGCGAAGCUCCCACUGUGCACGUUCUCCCCAAAUGGUGCUUUUUCAGCCACUUUAAAGACGAGUUUUCUCAGUGUGACAGGUGUUUACACUGUGAUGGAAGGCAUCAGGAGAUGAGUGAGGAAGCCAGACUUGGAGACACGUGGAGAAGGAAAUCGAAGGGUGCCGUUGUGACAGGCUGCCGCUCUCAACCAGCUAGAGGUGAAGGUCCUGCCUCCUGGCCCACCCCGCCACCAAGCUGUCACCCUCGUGUGAGAAGCAACAGGUCCCUAGACCCAGAGGCUCUGCAGAUGGUGUUUCUCCUGAGGAACAGCUGGGCCUGGGGCUUAGGAGAAUUGCCUGAGCUUGAGGAAAUAGGCAUCAUCCCUUAACAGAGGUGUCGGGAGUAAUUCUGAGAAAUAGAAAUGAGAAGCCGUGUUGUUAAAAGUAUUUCGGGGCCCUGGGAAGCUGGGGAAGUGUUGUGUCCACUGCUGUGGAGGCUGGGUACCUGUCCUGCAAGCUCUCCAGGCUGGGUGUUGGGCAUGGUGGAUGCUGGCCUGGAGAACUCUGUGGCCCAGGAUUAACUGCUUAUCCACACAGGCCUGUCAGCCAGGCACCACGUUAGGGCUUCAAAGACGAGGAUGUGGUCCCUGAUCUUGAGUGUCGCAGCCCAGUGACUGUUAACAUGGCCGUCAGGCAUUAAGACGGAGGCCAUGAGGGUGAUGACACAUUAGAAUACAGGCGCAAACUCUUCAGGCUGUUGUCUUUUCCCUUCACCACCCCAUGGUCCCUGCCUGGAAGCCCUGGCCUGCCUUCUCUGCCAUCAGGGUUAGUGAGGGGGUGGGUCCCUGUCCCUGGAAGUCUGUCUCAGGCUGGCUUCAGGGAUGCAAGUAAGAGAGGUGCUCGAGGGAGAUGGGACCAGAUACUGACAGCAAGCGAAUGGCUCAGAGUCUAGUGUCAGCUGCUCAGCACGGGGGAAGGGGUGUGGGCCCCCUUGGAAAGGUGGGGUUCAGGAGCAGUGGAAGGUCCUGGCCUCCCUUAAGGAUGACCUCUUUUUUUUUCUUUUUUUAAAUUUUAUUUAUUUUUGGCUGCGUUGGGUCUUUGUUGCUGCGCACGGGCUUUCUCUGGUUGCAGCGAGCGGGGGCUACUCUUCAUUGCGGUGCGCGGGCUUCUCAUUGCAGUGGCUUCUCUUGUUGCAGAGCACGGGCUCUAGGGCGCACAGGCUUCCGUAGUUGUGGCACAUGGGCUUGCGGGCUCUAGAGCACAGGCUCAGUAGUUGUGGCGCACGGGCUUAGUUGCUCUGCGGCAUAUGGGAUCUUCCCAGACCAGGGAUCGAACCCGUGUCCCCUGCACUGGCAGGCAGAUUCUUAACCACUGCGCCACCAGGGAAGCCCAAGGAUGGUCUCUUACAUGGCCAAGGAAAGGCAGAUUCGAGAGGAGUGGUUUCCAGGUGGAUGUGGAGGUGGGCAAACUAUGGAACUAAUGGACUAAGGAGAU